Molecule: messenger RNA, 1442 nt
Organism: Carassius auratus (goldfish)
Lineage: Eukaryota; Metazoa; Chordata; Actinopteri; Cypriniformes; Cyprinidae
Product: tubulin epsilon and delta complex protein 2-like
Exons: 7
Coding region: 398-1225 (275 amino acids)
Source: RefSeq, a predicted model, not a curated record
UCAAUCUUUGUUUCUGCCUCCCGAAGCAGAUAUUCAGCCUGAAGAAAAGCAAGAAAUUGAAUUGUUGGAGCAGGUUUUAAAAAAAGCACUGAAAAUCCGCAGCACAUCUGAGGUUCAUAAAGAACGACAACCUAAUGAGAGAAAAAAUAAAGCACUCGUUAAUCAUACUGGUAAAGAGGAAGAUAAAAGAAAGCAGGUGAAAUCUGUCCCUCUCUCGGAGACGUCUAAAAAAGCCAUUGAUCGGACACGGGCCGGAGCGAAUGUGACCCACGGGGUCCCCUGGACGCGGCCGGUUCUGGUCCGGAAGGGACCGACUGCUCAUCCGGUAGUCAACGGAAGACCGUCAGUCUCAAAGAGCGCUUCAGCGAGGAUCUCUUCCACACGAUCCCAGCAGAAGAUGUGUGUCAAAGCCACAAACGCUGAAGAGUCGUCUGAAGAUAAUUCCCCGUCAGUCUCCAGCCAAGAAGUGCCAGCGUCCGGUGAAGACGGGGAAGUCACAGCAGGAAGUGUGCGCUCUAAGGAGCAAUGGAUACCAUCUCCUCUGUUACCAGCUUGGCGAGCACAGAGAACAAAACAGAAGCGAUUGUGGAGGAAGGUGUUAACCCAGCAAUCAAAGCCAGUACCAGAGCGAACCAAAUUCACAGAGAGACUGCGAGACACUUUCCCGUCCGAACUGCCUUCUGUAUGUCCUGCUGAUAUCACAAGAGAGCUGGACGUGCUUACACAGCGCUGUCUUGACCUGACGCACUGCUUCAACGCUGAGCUGCAGGCCCAGAAGGACUCAGAUUCAGGGACCUUGCGUGAGAGAGAAUAUGAGUCCUUCCGGAUGGUGGAGGAUUUGGAGAAGAUGACGGCAGAAGUUAUUACAUGUGCUGAUCAACGGAAGAAAGACUGGGAGAGCUGGGAUAUGAGGAUCUCUGGAGGCUUGUGUCCCGUCCGGAGGAGAGGUGAAUGGGGCGCCCCGGCCGGUUCCUGUCUGCCCCCCGUCCUGUCGUACAGCAGUGAGGCUGAACUGAGAGAGCUGGAGAGCCAAAGGCUCCGAGUAGAGCAGCUUCAGCAGGCCGUUCAUCUUCAGCAGGCGAUGACCGAUAACCUUGCGUCGUACUGGAGCUCUCGUCCAGGAGCGGCUGGACCCAGUGCUGUGGUUCUGCGGGGCUUGUACUCGCUGCUGGCCGAGGGAGGGCUUCAGUUCCCAUCUCUGGUUCUGGAUUCAGAGUCAGACUGAGCACAAACAAGACUGUAUUUCAGGGUCAGUGGACUGAAUUCCCGGAAGCACGGCAGGGAGGUUUCCGCAGAGCCGCUCUUCUGUGAGAAACCGUGUGCAUUGGGCUCGGAUGUUUAACAAUCGGUCACAUGACUGGAGAUAAACUCAAAUAAAGCUUCCAGCUGACGUCUCUCAGGAUCCAUGAGUCAGGAUUUCAUUUCAUGACAUAUAAUUUGGC